This is a messenger RNA of Anneissia japonica, 710 nucleotides long. RefSeq lists its product as uncharacterized. The transcript is spliced from 4 exons. The record is from RefSeq and is a predicted model, not a curated record. The coding region runs from base 105 to 710 and encodes 201 amino acids. Lineage: Eukaryota; Metazoa; Echinodermata; Crinoidea; Comatulida; Comatulidae.
AUUUCUUCCCUAACGCAAACUUUAGAAGCAAAUGGAAGACAGAUCACUGAUUAUUGAAAAUGUUGUUGUUUUGUCACGUUGAUCGGCAGAUGUGAGCCAUAGAAAUGAUUUUCCUAAAGGAAUUGUGUUUUCUGCUAUUAUUCCUUGCUGGAUUUUGUACAGGUGAUGAUAAUGAGCUAAAAUUGAAUAUGGUAGGCUUCACAUCCACUCCUGCUGUUCAGAACUCUAAGAAAACUAUUAUUCGUGGCUACACUCUUGGUUCCGACAGAUCAGAUAAUAUCACACUCAGCAUUGAUUGGUUAGACAAUAUAGGGCAUCUUUCAGGAAACCAACUUUGUAACAAUUCUAAUGCGAGUGAAUUUGCUUAUGUUGAAUGUAACCUUGUCAAUACUGAUUUCGCUAAGUACCGUCAAGCUACCAUUAGUUGCUCAAAUAGUGGCUGCACAGAUAACGCCCGAAUCGGUGUAUUCACUGCGUACGUUGAGAAAGAUACGCGAAUUGCCACCGCUACAAUCAUUGUUCACCAUAAUAAUGCCUAUGUAAAACCGAUUGUUCGCGCCAAGACAGUUAAUGCUGGUGAUAGCAAAGUUACAUUGGGCGUCAAAAAAUUUAACGGAAGUGAAAAUAACUUACGAUGGGCGAAGGACGGAACUUCAGACAGUAAAUGGGACGGUUUGAAGAAGAUUAUAUUCGACACGAUCACCGUGUAG